AUUUUGUUCCCACCGGAGCGACUUGACAUGGCGUCUAUUGCUUUGCGGAAUGCUUUGAAACGAAGCUUGUCAGGGAGGCUGGCCCCCUGCUUGGGCAUCCGCUUGCGAGAACUUCCGCAGACCAAGGGCUGCUGCCGAAGCACCGAAAGAUCCAACUCCACCGCCCGCAAGGCCGUCCAGGAGGCCGCCAAGAUCCCCCGCGAGCGAAACCGGAACUUCAGUAUCAUUGCUCAUGUCGAUCAUGGCAAGAGCACUCUUUGUGAUCGGCUGCUGCAAACUUGUGGCGUGCUACCACCCAAUGCCCCGGACCAGUUCCUGGAUGGCCUGGAGGUGGAGCGGGCACGAGGCAUUACGGUCAAGGCGCAAACCUGCUCUCUGCUGGUGACCUCGGAAACGGAUGGCCAAAAUUACUUGCUCAAUCUCAUUGACACCCCCGGGCACGUGGACUUCUCUUACGAGGUGUCCCGCUCACUCCAAGCGUGUCAGGGUGCAGUGCUUCUUUGCGAUGCUGUGCAAGGCAUCCAAGCACAGACAGUGUCCACCUUCCACCAGGCAUUCGAAGCCGACCUGGAGGUGCUUUGCGCCAUCAGCAAGGUGGAUUUGGAACACGCGCAGAAAGAGGAAGUGAAGAGACAACUGUCAGUGCUCACCGGCGUGGCCACAGAGCAGGUCGUGGAGGUGAGCGGGAAGACAGGCACAGGGGUCCAAGAUUUGCUGCAAGCAAUCAUUCAAAGAGUUCCUCCUCCACCAGGUUCCUCAACUUUGCCCUUCAAAGCCUUGCUCUUCGAUGCAAAGUACGACAGCCGGCGAGGGAUGGUCUUGUACGUGGCCGUGCAGGAUGGGGAACUAAAAAAAGGGAGCAAGAUCUUUUGCUCCUACAGCCGCCGAACCCAUUUGGCCACGGACAUUGGUUUUUUGUACCCAGACCUCAGCUCCACAGAGACCAUUCAGAGUGGCCAGAUUGGCUUUGUGGUCGUGGGCGCAAAAGACAUCCGCAGCUUCCGUGUCGGGGAGACGGUCUUUGCCGAAGGCGGCGAAAAGACCGGGGAGCCUUUCCCUGGCUUCCGUCCUGCACAGCCCAUGGUGUAUGCAGGCAUCUUCCCAGAGGCGGUGGGUGACGGGGAGAAACUGGAAACCGCCAUGCAACGGCUUUUGCUCACGGAUGCAUCGGUUGAGGCGAAACGAGAUAUCUCACCCGUGUUGGGUGCUGGGUUCAGGUGCGGCUUUCUGGGCCUUUUGCACUUGGACGUUUUUCGGCAACGUCUGACCAGCGAGUAUGGUGUAGAUGUUCUGGCGACCAAUCCCACUGUGCCCUAUCGCCUGACCCUGGCGAAUGGCAAGGAGGUGGUUGUGGAGCAUGCGGGGGACUUCCCAUCGCCGCCACAGAUGCCGCCCAAGGAGGUGCAGGAGCCUUUGGUGACUGCAACCAUUGUGUGCCCUCGCGAGCUCACGUCCAACGUGCAGCAGCUCUGUGUCGAACGCCGUGGAGAGGAGCUCUCAGUGGAGCCUCUGGACAACAGCGGAGAACGAGUGAUGAUGACCUGGAGGCUGCCAUUGGCCGAGGUCAUAACGGACUUCUUUGACCGGCUACAGGCACUCAGUCAUGGCUUUGCCUCCUUUGAUUACCAGCCUGCUGGAUACCAGAAGGUGGACCUGGUGAAGGUCCUGGUUCGCCUCAAUGGCGAUGACGUCGACGCUCUGAGCUUCUUUGCUCUCCGUGACCGGGCGUCGGAGGUGUCACGGAGGUACUUGGAGAGGUUGCAGAACCUUAUCCCGGCGCAGCUGUUUGACAUUGCCAUUCAAGCGGUCGUGGGCGGCAAGGUCGUAGCCAAGGUCCGCAUCAAGCCUCUUCGACGGGACGUGGUGGCGCAGAAGAUCCUCAGCCAUGGGCAUUCCGGCGACCCCUCGCGAAAGGCCAAGCUGCUGGAGAGGCAGAAGGAGGGGAAGCGACGACUCAGAGAGAUCUCCAAGGUCCAAGUUCCUCCCGAGGCCUUUGUCGCAAUGGUGAAGAUGUGAUUCGUGGGUCGCCUCGGCACUGAAGAUUUGGUGGGCAAAAGCCUCAGAAGAGUGCUUUACCGCUUGGCUCCUUGUGCUUUGUGGUCCACCGAACCUUUGGAUAGGCAGUUGCUGAUCACACGUCGCAAUCAAUUUUCUGGACUACAUCCACGCUUUGAGCAAGCAAAGAAGCAUCUUGCUCGAGCUCAUUUUCCGGCCAGAGCGGCCUACCUCGGAGAAAGGGAUUCGCCCGUCUCAUAGGCCAAUUGGACGACUGGCCCCGGAUGAAGGC
This is a messenger RNA of Durusdinium trenchii, 2287 nucleotides long. The record is from the annotation of a GenBank genome assembly. NCBI's taxonomy places the organism in Eukaryota, Dinophyceae, Suessiales, Symbiodiniaceae.